Messenger RNA from Quercus lobata, 1215 nucleotides. RefSeq lists its product as uncharacterized. NCBI's taxonomy places the organism in Eukaryota, Viridiplantae, Streptophyta, Magnoliopsida, Fagales, Fagaceae. Bases 1 to 1215 code for a protein of 404 amino acids. Gene Ontology annotation, molecular function: protein dimerization activity. The transcript has 3 exons. The record is from RefSeq and is a predicted model, not a curated record.
AUGGACCUCGUUCUUCGUUAUGUGAACAAAGAAGGAAUUAUUAUAGAGCGAUUCCUUGGUAUUGUACAUAUAGCAAGUACUACAGCUUUGUCACUCAAACAUGCUAUUGAAUGUUUACUUUGUGAACAUAAUUUAAGUUUAUCGAACCUACGUGGGCAAGGUUAUGACGGGGCUAGUAAUAUGCAAGGUGAUAUCAAUGGUCUCAAAACUUUAAUUUUGAAAGAGAACAAGUCAGCAUUUUAUGUCCAUUAUUUUGCUCAUCAACUUCAAUUGACACUUGUUGCUGUUGCUAAAAAUCACAUUAACAUUGCUGAAUUUUUUUAUGUGGUUAGUAAUUUAGUAACUGUUGUUGAAGGCUCUUGUAAGAGACGAGAUGCUCUUCGAGAUACACAAUUUGCCAAAAUUAAAGAAGAUUUAGAGAAUGGUGUACGUAGAAGUGGGCAAGGUUUGAAUCAAGAGACAAAUCUUAAACGUCCUAGUGAUACACGUUGGGGAUCAUAUUAUGGGACUAUUCUCAGCUUGAUUUUGAUGUUCUCCACUGUUGUUGAUGUACUAGAGAUUAUUGAAGAAGAUGGCCUCUCCGACCAAAAAGUUGAAGCUCGAUCUAUUAUGAGAUGGGCAUCUUUAUUGGCUGAAGUAUCUUUAUUUUGUACCUCACAUGAUAUUCCUAUCUUGGACAUGGAAGCGAUAUCUGUAGUUUGUGGGAGGCCGCGACGCAACACCCAACAAAAUACAAAUUUACAUCAUUAUCGUGUUGAGCUAUUCUACACAGUCAUAGAUAUGCAACUUCAAGAGCUUAACAACCGCUUUUCUGAGACGAAUACCGAUUUGCUACUUUGUAUGGCUUGCUUGAAUCCAAGUAAUUCAUUUGUGGCUUUCGAUAAGGAAAAGUUGAUACGUCUAGCUAAGUUCUAUCCCUCUGAUUUUCUUGGGACAAAUAUUUUGGCACUUGACUCUCAACUGCAGAAUUAUAUUUUUGAUAUGCGCAGCAAUGGCUUCUUUUUAGAGCUUCAAGGAGUUAGUGAACUUGCUGAAAAAUUAGUGAGCACAAGAAAACACGAGACUUAUCCAUUAGUCUAUUUGCUAGUGAAGCUAGCUUUAACCCUUCCAGUUGCUACUGCAACAGUAGAAAAAAGUUUUUCAGCAAUGAAAUAUGUAAAGAAUGAACUGCGCAAUCGAAUGGGAGAUCAAUGGAUGAAUGAUUGCUUGAUUUAG